Messenger RNA from Jatropha curcas, 1879 nucleotides. RefSeq names its product protein TPX2. Gene Ontology annotation, cellular component: spindle; nuclear microtubule. The record is from RefSeq and is a predicted model, not a curated record. Gene Ontology annotation, molecular function: protein kinase activator activity; microtubule binding. NCBI's taxonomy places the organism in Eukaryota, Viridiplantae, Streptophyta, Magnoliopsida, Malpighiales, Euphorbiaceae. Gene Ontology annotation, biological process: mitotic spindle assembly; activation of protein kinase activity; regulation of mitotic spindle organization.
UCUGUUUAUUCUGUUGUUUUCUUGCAUAUCUCGCUGUAUAACCCACCGUAAUUGUCGCCGUUCACUUCGAAAAAAAAAAAUUGUUUCUCUCAUUUUCUCUCAUUAGAGUUUUCAAAGACAAAUUUUCAUACCUUUCUCUCCUUCUCUACCAUUCUUUCCCUCGUUUUCCCGGAAAAUUUUGAGAGAGGUUAGUCGACAUCAUUACAACUUCUCUCUAACAUUUCCGAGGAAGUUAGGGAGGGGAUGGGGGCCGAGAAAAUAAGAGACAUCUCCUUUUUCUAAGCUUAACAGAGACAAAAAGGAAAGUAAAGGAAUCCAGUUCAUGUUAUAAUGUUUUCUUCUGGCUCAUUCCUAUGAAUCAAAACAAAAAAAUAAAAAAAAAAUGAUUCUCGUUUCCCGAGAAAAAAACGUAUGGAGACAGAGAGGAUGUGUCAGCUUUCUUCAGAUAAACGAAUUGUGUCAAUUGCUGUUUUAAGUACCUAAAAAUCUUGAUAGAGAUAAAAAAAAGCGACGGGAUAUGGAUUUUGACAUGGAGGAAUUUUUUAUUGAGCCAUUUUUGGCUGGAGAAAUCGAUAUUGAUUACGAGUUUGAUGCAGCUAAAUAUUACGAUUUCACCAGGCAAGAAACUGAUCUUGAGGCUCAAGAAGCUGAGCGCUGGUUCGAAACCGCAGGACGUAAUCUUCCCUCGCGAUUAGAAUCAUAUCGUCAAGCUAAAACCUCACCAACGAAGUUAGUCCCAUCAAAACAUUUAAAUUUCAUGAAUCCUACAGCAAGUCAGUUGGCAAAGCAAAAUUCCCCUCCACAAAUUCACGGUGACAGAUUACUCAGAAGGUGUCAGAAGUUCUUAAAAGAUGAGAUGAAGGGUUCUCGAAGUUCUUCUAUGAAUGGAACCCAGGCUACCAAAAGGCAAAAGCUCGAGGCUGGUUAUUUAUGGAAGGCUGCUUGCUUGAAGCAUCAAGCUCUUUUUUCUCACAAGACCCCUAAAGUUACAAUUCCAAGAGAACCUAACCUGGAAACAUCUUUGAGGGCAGAAAGACAUAGGUUCAGGAUUAAUUUGGAGUCUAUUGAAAAUACAAAAUCAGAUGCUUGUAACUUUAAAGCAAGACCAUUGAAUAGAAAAAUUUUCAAGGCCCCUUCAGUUCCCCUCCCUAAAAAGAGCACCCCACAACCGCCAGAAUUUCAAGUGUUUCAUUUGAGGACAUCAGAAAGGGCAAUCCAGCAUACAGCUACAAACGCAGCAAACACACCUAAUUGUACCCGUACCCAACAGAAUGAAACAAUAAGUUCUAGGAGAGUAAACCAUGUUGCCGCAUUAAAGGAGAAAUUGGAAGCACUUGACAAAUUUAAAGCUCGCUGCCUUGAUAAAAAGGAAUGCAAUCUUCCAACCGAUAAAAGGUCAUCAAUUGAGCCGCCAAUAGAAUUUUUUAGUAAGCUCUCCCUGGCAUCUGAAAUCCACUCCAAUGCCCAGUCGCGAUCAAACAUACGGCAUCCUGAGGGCUCAAAGGAGAACGCACCAGGCUCUCUCCGCCUAGAACAUGAGAUAAAGAAUUUAGCUAAAGCAAAAAGGCCUAGUGGUAAUCAUUUUCAAUGUGGAAGCAAUCACACCGUGCCUUCAAUCAUACCUCAAAUCAGCAGCAGGACGCUCAGACGCUAAUAAAAAUCAUAGCAAGGCUCUUCCACAUUGUUGAAGUUUUGGCAAAUCCUGUAUAUGAGUUAUAUAUAGAUGUCCAACCCAAACCUAUAGGCGUUGUGUUCAUUAGCUUCCGGAGGAAAUUAUUCUUGACACUCAUCUGUAGAAAGUAAUUGGCCUGUAGAAUUUUGGAGACCGUGUACAGCAUUCUCCAUUAAAUUUUCUGCUGGCCUCAGCAUCCUUUUUCAA